GGAAUUGUGAUUACAGACUGGAGAAGGAAAUUGAGGCUCUGGAAAGAGAGGAAAUGGAAGUCUCAGCUAAGGAAGAAGCUAUUUUAAAGAAACUUAAGUCUGUUGAGAAAACAACAGAAGACAUAAUAAAGUCUGUGAAGACUGAAAAAGCAGGAGUUGAAAGAGAGGCAGCAGACUACAUAUAUGCCAGCAUACCUGACCUUCCCAAGUAUUUCAGGCCUUCUGCACUGAAAAGUAAAGCACAUGCUGCCACUGAUGAUGAAGAAAAGAGAAAAGCAUUGUUUGCCAUGGAAAUUAAAGUUGAAAGAGACAUGAAGACAGGAGAAAACACAGUAUUAUCAACAAUACCUCUUCCCUCAAAGGAGUUUAAAGAAACAGGAAUUAAAGUAUAUGAUGAUGGCAGGAAGUCAGUCUAUGCAGUGUCCUCAAAUGGCAGCACAACACAAAAUGGGAUGGAUGAACUUGCUCCUGUUGAGGUGGAGGACCUGCUACGGCAGGCAACUGAAAAAAAUUCCCAGUCUCCCACAGAGUAUCACGAGCCUGUGUUUGCAAACAAAUUUUGCAGGCCAGGUACUCCUCAGAAAGACAAGUUAGUCCCUGGAUCAAAACUGGAAGACACUCACAGAAGAGAGGUGAAUGGAUUUAAUAAUCAUCAGACAGAAUUCUCCUCCAAAACAGAGCCCUUUGUGCAGCAACAUAAAGAGAAUGGGCUUGAUCUUCCAAAGGUAACACAGCUAAAGUCUCCCUCUCCAAUACUUUCCCAAUCAGAGAAUAAAGCACACACUAAUCCUGAGAAUAGGAUGAUACAUAACGAAGAAAGAAAAGCUGCACAUGAUGAAUUAAAAGCUUACCAGAAUACAGUAGAAAGACAAAAUGAAACAAAGUUUUUAAGUCCCUGCCAUCCUAAUGAAACAUCCUCUGCACCUCAAGAUGAGGAAGAUGUUCAAUACAGCAUUGUCCAAGCUGUACCAUGUUAUGUGGAUGAUUCUGAACCAGUAACAAUGAUUUUCAUGGGUUAUCAGCGUGUUGAUGAUGAUGAUGAUGCAGAAGUGGAUCAAAAGUUGUCACGAUAUGAUGGGGUUAUCCGUGCAGAAUUAGUUAUCAUUGAUGAUGAUGAUGAAGAUGACAGCAAAUCUGAGAAACCAGCAUAUCACCCCAUAGGCCACUAUAGUCAAGUUUAUCAGCCACCAAGCAGGAAAACCACAGAAAUACCACAGACAAAUCCUGAGCACAAUCUGGGUGUGAGCCUGAACAAAGUACCCCACAAAAACUCCAUCUCUCUGAGAGAACAAGAAGAACGCUUAAGCUCACCAACACACCAUGCUCAUCUUCACAGCCAGGUAUCUGGAGAUGGUACAGAAGAUCCCUCACUAACAGCUCUGAGGAUGAGAAUGGCAAAGCUGGGGAAAAAGGUGAUUUAACAUCUGCAAUGACAUGGAAGGAAAGUUUACUACUCAAAGCAGAAUAAAGCUAAGAAGAGUUUCUUCAACACAC
This is a messenger RNA of Antrostomus carolinensis (chuck-will's-widow), 1494 nucleotides long. RefSeq names its product palmdelphin (gene PALMD). The record is from RefSeq and is a predicted model, not a curated record. NCBI's taxonomy places the organism in Eukaryota, Metazoa, Chordata, Aves, Caprimulgiformes, Caprimulgidae. The transcript is spliced from 5 exons. Gene Ontology annotation, cellular component: membrane; cytoplasm. Gene Ontology annotation, biological process: regulation of cell shape. The annotation marks the transcript as partial.